Lycium barbarum (goji berry) is the source of this 566-nucleotide messenger RNA. Its product is annotated as large ribosomal subunit protein eL38. The transcript is spliced from 3 exons. The record is from RefSeq and is a predicted model, not a curated record. Gene Ontology annotation, cellular component: cytosolic large ribosomal subunit; ribosome. Gene Ontology annotation, biological process: protein-RNA complex assembly; translation. Bases 156 to 365 code for a protein of 69 amino acids. Lineage: Eukaryota; Viridiplantae; Streptophyta; Magnoliopsida; Solanales; Solanaceae. Gene Ontology annotation, molecular function: structural constituent of ribosome.
AAAACAACUUUUUACUAAAAUAAAUAAUUUAUUUUUUUUAUAAGUGAACUAGGGUUUUAGCAAAUCAUAUUUAUAUAGCUUUAUUCUCUCCCUUACCUUGUUUUUUCUAUCUCUUGAGCUAGCCGUCAUCUCCUCCUUUCCCCCUACCCCCAAAAAUGCCUAAGCAAAUCCACGAGAUCAAGGAUUUCCUUCUUACAGCCAGAAGGAAGGAUGCCCGAACUGUCAAGAUCAAGAAAAACAAGGAUAUGGUCAAGUUCAAGGUUCGCUGCUCCAAGUACCUCUACACACUCUGUGUGUCCGACUUUGAGAAGGCUGACAAGUUGAAGCAAUCACUUCCUCCAGGUUUGAGCGUGCAAGACCUGUGAAGAAGGAUUUAUGCUUUUCAUAGAAGGAUUUAUCUGUGUGUUUCCUUUGCAAUAUGUCUUGCCCUUUGGCAUGUCUAACAUUUUAAGCUUUUAGAUAUUGAUUGUUGCGUUACUUUUUUACUCAUUUUGACAGUAAUUUUGAGCCUUAAUGAUGCCAAAUGAAUUUUGAUUGUUAGAUGCCUAAGUUGAUGUUUCAUGCCU